Messenger RNA from Helicoverpa armigera (cotton bollworm), 626 nucleotides. RefSeq lists its product as uncharacterized. The transcript is spliced from 3 exons. The coding region runs from base 106 to 597 and encodes 163 amino acids. Lineage: Eukaryota; Metazoa; Arthropoda; Insecta; Lepidoptera; Noctuidae. The record is from RefSeq and is a predicted model, not a curated record.
CACCUGUCAUGGCGUCACGUGCGAUAUUACAUGGUUGGAUAAUGAGCGGUUCUAUUACUGCCCGACUACUCUGGAUAUGAUUGUGAAAAGAAAACUACAGCCAAUAUGAGUUUCGAAUGGACCCAAACCCGCCCUGGUCAAGGGGAGCCUACCCCUGGCAACGAGCGAGUUCCCCUACUUGCUCUGCGACUGAUUGCCAUGAUUCUGCUGGUAUCAGUUCUGACGAUGCACGUGCGAUCUCUGAGGGUCUUUCGUUGGGAGCAGUCGGUAUCUGGUGGAGUUCUGGUGACUUACUGCGUAGCUGUGACUGGUUUAGCCCUCUGUGCGGGAGCUGACCGCUGCGGGGGCAAAGCUAUGCAGGCGUAUAUUUGCAGCACUGGUGCAGCUUUACUUCUGGUCAAUGCUGGGGCUAUUUGGCAUCGCUGGCAUCAUUCAGGGGAGCUUACCCAAGUGGUAGCUGAACUACUCUUCGCGCUAGGAGUUCCUCUACGUCGUCAGGUCAUUAUCAAGGUGUGCCUCAGUGCUGUAGCCGCAAUAGCUUUGAUGCUGGAUUUGGCUCUGGUGCCAAUAAUGACAGUUGUUAAAAAAGAAAAGUAGAGUGGUGUUUUAUUUCUGUUAGAACAUUA